Molecule: messenger RNA, 1470 nt
Organism: Rangifer tarandus platyrhynchus (Svalbard reindeer)
Lineage: Eukaryota; Metazoa; Chordata; Mammalia; Artiodactyla; Cervidae
Source: the annotation of a GenBank genome assembly
AUGGCAGCGAGCCCCGGGACGAUCACUAAUGCGGACUCUGCAUCGGGAGGUGGAGAGGACGAAGGUAAACAUGUCAAACCUUUUACACCAGAGAAAGCAAAAGAAAUCAUAAUGUGUUUACAACAACCUGCAGUCUUCUAUAACAUGGUUUUUGAUUGGCCGGCACAACACUGGACUGCGAAACAUCUUUCUGAGGUCCUUCAUGGCAAGCAGAUACGAUUUAGGAUGGGAACGAAAAGCUCAGACACAGCUCCUCAGUUUGAAACCGCAUGUAAUUAUGUAGAAGCUACACUUGAAGAGUUUCUUUCCUGGAACUGUGACCAGUCUAGUAUUUCUGGAGCAUUUAGAGACUAUGAUCAUUCCAAAUUCUGGGCUUAUGCUGACUAUAAAUAUUUUGUCAGUUUAUUUGAAGACAAGACAGAUAUUUUCCAGGAUGUGAUAUGGUCUGACUUUGGGUUUCCUGGAAGAAAUGGACAGGAAAGUACAUUGUGGAUCGGCUCCCUGGGGGCCCAUACACCCUGUCAUCUGGACACCUAUGGUUGCAACUUAGUAUUCCAGGUACAAGGAAGGAAAAGAUGGCAUCUCUUUCCUCCUGAAGAUAUUCCUUUCCUUUAUCCAACUAGAAUCCCUUAUGAAGAAUCCAGUGUGUUCAGUAAAAUCAAUGUUGUCAAUCCUGAUUUAAAACGUUUUCCUCAGUUCCGGAAAGCUCGAAGACAUAUGGUUACGCUGAGCCCAGGACAGGUUCUAUUUGUUCCCAGACACUGGUGGCAUUAUGUGGAAUCCAUUGAUCCUGUCACUGUCAGUAUAAACUCAUGGAUUGAGCUGGAAGAGGACCACCAAGCCCGGGUAGAAGAGGCAAUCACCCGCAUGCUUGUGUGUGCCCUGAAAACUGCAGAGAAUCCACACAAUACCAGAGCUUGGUUAAACCCGACUGAGCUUGAGGAAACAUCCCAUGAAGUCAAUUGUCACUACUUAAAUGGAGCCAUUUCUGCUUUUUUUAAUCAUUAUGGAACUUCUGAAGUAGUAGAAACCCAAGCGCUGAGAACAAACAGAGAAUACACAAUAAAGGAAGAGUUAAAUGUGCACAACCACGUGGAGGUAGAACAAAUUGGUAGCCACAACUUAAGUUCAGAAACAGUAAAACAAGAAGCAGCAAGUCCUUUUGGCCUUGAUCUUGUUCCUGUCAUACCAAGUUCCCAAGAACCAUCUUCAGCAAGAGGAGGCAUAUUUGAAAAUGAUGGUGAAGAGUUUGUCAGCAUAAAUGGAAAAUCCUUUGGAAAACUGCUUAAUACCAAGAGGCAACGAAUGAUGAGUGAGAGUGAGAAUGCAGUUGUGGAACAGGUUGCUUCAGAUAGGACUGGGGCCCUUUCCCAAACAUUCGUUUCUACAGAUGACUUGCUGGACUGCUUGGUGAAUCCACAGGUAACCAGGAUAGUGGCGCAACUUCUGAUUCAAGGAAAAAGUGUGUGA